Purpureocillium takamizusanense is the source of this 375-nucleotide messenger RNA. RefSeq lists its product as uncharacterized. The transcript is spliced from 2 exons. The coding region runs from base 1 to 375 and encodes 124 amino acids. The record is from RefSeq and is a predicted model, not a curated record. NCBI's taxonomy places the organism in Eukaryota, Fungi, Ascomycota, Sordariomycetes, Hypocreales, Ophiocordycipitaceae.
AUGAGUGCUUCCAAAGACUCGAAGCUAUAUAACGAGCAGGAGCUCCGCCUAAAGCGCUUGUACGGAAGGAUACCAAGCAAAAGAGACCUUCUCGAUCAUCAAUUAGAGGGAAGGAAGUAUUUCGAUUCCGGCGACUUUUCUCUCUCCCAGGCAAGCAAGCCUUCGGAUGCUGGCGCAGUUAAGACAGGGGGCGAGCACCCCCUGCGGGAGGGCAUAUCUCACCCGGUCUCUGCUGUCCCGAGCUCGAGCAAUGUCAAUUACAUUGGUCCGCAGCAAGAGAAGGCCCACUUGAAAGCUGGCGUGGUAACACAUGGCAGCCAACUCCGAGAGAUUGCCGGUCAGGCUCCUGGCGAACCUGGCGAGGCGAACAAGUGA